Molecule: messenger RNA, 8994 nt
Organism: Tetrahymena thermophila SB210
Lineage: Eukaryota; Ciliophora; Oligohymenophorea; Hymenostomatida; Tetrahymenidae
Product: adenylate/guanylate cyclase domain protein
Exons: 21
Biological process (GO): intracellular signal transduction; cyclic nucleotide biosynthetic process; adenylate cyclase-activating G protein-coupled receptor signaling pathway
Molecular function (GO): adenylate cyclase activity; nucleotide binding
Source: RefSeq, a predicted model, not a curated record
AUGCUCAAUGAAAACAGUAAUGAAAAGUUAGAUUUCAACACAAUCACAUUCAAGAAAAAGAAGAAGUCUAAAGAUUAGUUGAGAAUGUUCGACAUUAAUGAAGGCAAAACAAUUUAUAAAGGGCUUCAUAUAAGACGAUAGCUGGAAUCAAAUAAAUAAAUAUAUUUUAAAAUUAUAAUGACAUCCUUUUUCACUAGCUUUUACAAGAUAGGAAACCUAAUAUAUUUUAUAAUUCUCCUAAUGGUUAUAUUCGAAUAAUAGCUAGAUACAAGCCAAGCAUAUUAUUUGCUUGUUCCUCUUAUCCUCAAUUUUUCUGUGCAUGGCUUUAAGAAUUUUUAGCUCUACAGAAGCAAAAUAAAGCAAAACUCUGAUUCAAAGAUAUAAACAUAAAUUGUUCAUAAACUGGUAUAUGGUUAAGUGUCAUAUUUUAAUGAUAUCAGCCAGGACAAAGUUGAAAUAGGAGACAUCAUUUUAUUAAAAAAAAAUGAAAUUUGUACUUCAGAUAUUUUGGUUAUAGCAAGUAAAGAAUAAAAAAUUAUAGUAGAAACGAAUGAAAUAGAUGGAGUCUUGGACUACAGAUAAAUUAAACCUGUGGAUUCUACCAAUGAAGAAAAUAUUUCUAUUGAAACUAUAUUAAAAUCAUAUAAAUAUACACUAAAUGGAAAAAUAGAGUAUUACCCAAUCCUAAAAGAGGCAAAACUUUUUGAAGGAUAUAUUAAAUUAGAAAGUGAUCCGAAAGGUGAAAAGCUCUCUUUUUAAAAUAUAAUCCAAAGAGGAAGCUAUUUGAAAAAUACCGACUGGGUUUUAGGUAUUGUUAUUGAUUACGGUUACUUAAAUACAGUCUUAUCGGUCAAACACGUCAAAAUAGCAAGAGAUCAAUACCUACUUAAAUUCAUGAAUAGAUUUAUAUAGAUGACAACAAUUUGGAUUUCUUUUGCCAUUUUUAGUGUCAUUUUUUGGAAAAACAUCCGCUAAACUCAACCAACUAUAGCUAACAGCACUAACAAGGAUUAAUAUGUAGCUUUAUUAGAAUCAAUUACUGUUUAUUCUUAGGGUAUUCCUGUGCUUCUUUAUGCCAUUUUGCAUGCCUCUUAUUAUAUCAUUAAAUAUUAAAUUGAAAAGAAAUAUAAAAAUAAAAACCAAGAAGUAGAAAUUAACAACUCAGGAGCAAUUACUAAUCUUAGUCACGUUGAUAUAGCAGUUUUUAGCUUAAGUGGGGCAUUUUUACACCCAGAUAAAAAUGAUAUUAUAAAUGGAGUUUAUAUAAAUAAUAAAUUCUACUCUGCUUUUGAUCAUAGUAAUUAUAGAUAGAGCUUGAAAAAUCUUUAAGAAGAUGAGUAUUUAGAUUCUCCUUCUCCAAUGAAUUAAGCCAAUCAGUUCUAAAAGGGCAUCUCUAAUUAAGUUAAUUCUUAUUUAGUUAAUGGCAAAGAUAGUUAAGCUUAAAAGAAAAUUUCAACAUAGUCUUUUCCUUAGAUGGAUACCAAUCUAUUGAAGAUAAAUGAUUUAGGAAAGUAACAUGAAAAUAGUAAUAAUAAUAUAGAAUAUGACAGUGAUGAUGACGAAAGUAGUAAUUCAAAGGCAUCUCAGAAAAAUAAAACUUCAGAGAGAGAUGAAAAAAAGCAAAAUAAAAAUGUAUUUAGAAAAGAAACAUGUGAAAUAUAAGACCAUGAAACAGACGAACGUAAAAAGUAACCUACCUCAUAAUAAGAAGACUAAAGUAGCAUGUACGAAAAAAUUAGCUUAAACCUAAAUCAUUUAAAAGAAUCUCUUAACUGGAAUAACAAAAACAAAUUCACUAGUAUGAAUGGAUACUCUUCACCUAUUAAUAGAAGCCAAGCAAACAUAAUAUAAAAUAUUUUCCCAAAUAGUAGCAAUACUAAUUUAUUUAACACUUCUAUCUAAAAUGUUUCAAUAUAAAAUUAAUCUAAUAAUUUCAAUGGUUUACUCUAAUACACUCUAAACAGUUUAAAAUCAACAAAACACAAUCUUUAAAAUAUCUAAUACAAUAUCAAUGAUUAACAAUUGUCUAUACUUAAAGAAGACAAUACCAUGGUUUCUAACUUUAAGACAAAUAAAAACGAUAACACUAGCUAUGAAGAUAGCCAAAAACAUGACAACGCAUCUGAGCAUGCAGAUGCUGUACCCAAUCUGAUUUUCAACAACGAAUCUAACAUAAAACCAAACGGUUACAGUUCUCAUAAUAGCAGUCCAGUUAUUGCUGAAGAAUCUAUUAAGAAUAUCUCAGUUGUUAAAAACGAAACAUACAAUAAUAAUUUUCAUAUUGAAAGCUAGAAUUAAUUGUCUUCCUUUUAAUUAGAAAAACCUUUUCCUGUAAAAAACGCAAAUAUUCAAAUAGAUUAACUGGAUGCUGGAAGUCCUAUUAAUAAAAAAACAGACCAACAAAAUAUGGAAGAAAUAAAUAAUGUCUCAUUGUUAAAUUUUACAAAAAAUUUACACACUAUCAAUAUAAAUGGUAAUUUAGACGAUUAAGAGUACAAAAAUCCUCUAGAAUAAAUUCCUGAAUAAGAAAUCGAAAAUAAAGAUAAAAAAUGUAAAAAUAACAACUAAAAAAAUUUAAAAAGACUGGAAGUAAAUACCUCGAAUCAUAAAGAGAGCAUCAAUAAUCACUCUUAAAACGAGAAUUUGUCAGAGGAGCGUUAUCAAACAAAUGGUUCAAAUUAAAACUAAAAUGGUAGAGUUAAUGGCAAACAAAAUGAUUCUUACUUACAAGUAGUUAAAUAAAAACCAAGACGCAAAGCUUCUUCACAAAUUCCUAACAAUACAAACAACAUAACAAGCACAGAAAAUAUUAAUUUAAAAGUUAAUUCUCCAUAAAAAACUCUUCAUCCUCCACUUAACAUCCAGAUACCAAAUAAAGAAUUUUAAAUUUCAUUAAGAAAUCAGCAUUCUGACAAAGGAAGCUUUUUAAAAAACUAUGGAAAUGUUGCAAAUUCCCCAUCUCCAUCAACUAUAAAUAAGUCCUUUUUUGGAGGAGUAAUUCCUAGACAAACGCGUGCCCCAUCGAGCAACUUGAAUCAUAACAGAUCUUUUAACAUUUUCACCUCUCCAAAUUAAUUUGUUUAGACAACAUUGAAUAAUCCAACUCACUAAUCAUUUCACCACAAUAGACAAAACUAGUUUCAAACUGGAGAGAUAGUUAGGUGGAAAGAUCUUUACUUAUAUCCUUUUUACCCUUAAACUAGACCACCAAGACUAGAUGAUAAAAAUAAAUUAACUGAAUUACUAACAUUAACUGACAAUUAAAAUGCAACCUAAAGGGAAUCUAUGAUAAAAAUUGAAUUCUUCAAAGCUUUAGCUCUUUGUCAUAACGUAAAAACUAAAAAAUUAGCUGAAAGGAUUCUAGAUUAAGUGUAAGAAAAUGAUAACGAUGAUAGACCUAAUUAUUAAGAAGAAGCUAAUAAUUCUAAAUAUAAAUUAGAACCUACUAGUAAAGACGAAAUACCUUAACUUGAACUAAGCUAGAAAUCAGGAUUGUCAUUUUUAAGAGGAGGAUUUUACAAGCAUAAGCAAUUUUAUGAUCUUAAAUAUAAAGAAAAGAUAAUUAGAUACGAAGUCAAAUAAACCUAUUUGCCUAAUGAAUCAAGGAAGUUUUUCGGAAUAUUAGUAAAAGUAGAUGACAAACAUUUAAUUUCUUUACUCCCAGCUACUAGUAAUUUAUCUUAAUUUAACAGUAAAAAAAAUGCUACUUCAAACAACGGAAAUUAAUAAAACCAAUUUUAAUAAUUUGUUGAAUUUGAACCUAAAGAUUUAUAGCUAUUUGUUAAAGGCUCUGCAUAAGAAAUAUUGCCAAGGUGUUAGUUAACUAAAUUUUAAAAAGACCUUAUACUUAAAGAUAUGCAUAGCUAAUAAAUUCGAGGAAUGAAAAUGAUAUGUUUUGCAAAAAAGAAUAUGAAAGAAUUAGAUCAGAAGCAAGAUACUGAUCAAAUCGCUACAGGAAUGGAGUUUCUUGGAUCUAUGUGCCUAUCUCAGCAACUGAUACCAAAAACAUAAGAGCUUGUCAGUCUUUUAUAAUCUGCAGGAAUAGUUAAUUGGCUAAUAUCAGCUGACUCUUAAAGCUCUGUUUUAGCAGCUGGAUACAAAAGCAACAUGAUUCACCACGAUACUACCUUUUUAACAAUCGAUCAAUCGAAUGUUGAAGAACUAAAAUACUAAAUAAAAAACCACCUUUUCUUGUUGCAAAAUCUUAUUCUUGAAGAAGAAGAAAUGAAUUUUUAACCUGAAAGUGGAAAUAAAGUUAGCUAAGGAUAAUCGAUGCGUGCAAUAACUAAAGAACAAUACAAAAGAAGAAUGUCUAAUUUAAAUAAUUCAAGAAAGGGAUCUUCUUACAUUUCAACUGGCUCAGGAAGCGAUUAAGAAAAGUUAGAAAAAAUUUCACUUUUAGUUGACGGUUCUUCGUUAAAAGUUAUCCUUUCUAAUGACUAUCUCAAAGCACAUUUCUAAUUUUUGUGCUUAGUUUGCAACAAUUUACUUGGAUAUAAUUUUUGUCCUAGUUCUAAAUCUUCUCUAAUUUCUUUAAUUUAACAAACUAAAGACUCAAAAACCACUGUGAUCAGCUUUGGAUAUGGAUCAAAGGAUAGUCAAAUGAUGAAUCAGAGUAAUUUUUCAUUCCUAAUUAAAGGCUAGAGCACAUGUUAAAGCUACAUCGGAGAUGUUACUUUGAAAGACUUUUCUCUAGUGAGGGACUUUAUUUUCGAUGAUUCGAUAGAAGUCAGCGAUAAACUUCAAUAUUUGGUUGUUACAAAUACUAAAUUAAUUAUUUUCAUCAUGUUUUUAAAUUACUUUUAUCAAUUGCACAAUUAUCAAAUCUAAUCUGACCUGGUUAAGGGAUAUUAAAUUACUUUGAAUAUCUAUGCAAGUCAAACAAUAGGAUCUCUCUAUAUUUUACUCUCUUCCUUUAAGAAUAAUCCACAAAAUUGUCUCAUAAGACUACGUCCUGAAUUUUACAAAUUUCGUAGAAAUUAGAAUAGCUGGAUGAAGUCUCAUUUCUUGGAGUGCAUGCUAUUUGUUACUUUUCAUGCAUUCUUAACUUCUUUGUUGCUUGAAAAUCCUCUUAUGGGUAACUACACUCUUGAUGGAAAACUUAUUGAUUAUGAAAUCACUUAGGGAAUAAUGUCAUUUGUUAUGGGCAUUGUUUUAAUUUUUAUUGUAAUGGCUGGUCCUAUGCAAUAAAGCAUUGUUCUUUCUACAAUCUUCAUAUUUACUCAAAUAAUUAUUUCCUUGCUUCCAUCUAUUUUCAAAGUAGUUGAAGAACAAACUAACUAGCCUUACAUUUUUUCAUAUCUGUUUAAUCUGCUGCAAUCUUUUUCUAUUAUCUUUAUUAUGCUCACCAUCUAUUUUAUUGAGUACUUCUUUACUAAAUUUUUCAGAUAUUACUUCAUUCCUGAAUAAUUCAUGGAAGUGUUCAAUAGCUACACUAAUAGAUUUAAUCCUGAGAGAGUUAAGACUUUCUUUGAUAAAAUGAAAUCAACUGUACACGAAGUCAGAGUUUCUUAGCAAUUCCUCACUUAGAUUUUGAAACAACUUUUUACAAAAACAGAAAUUGAUCCAUUUUUAAGAAAAAUCUUGGAUCCUUCACAAAAAGUGGACAGCUAUUCGAAUAUGAGCAAAUUUACUUUAUAAUUCAAUGAUUUAAGGGUUGAAAAAAAUUAUAAAGAAUUUAGAAUGUAAAUUUUCACUUAAAAAUUUGCAGUUGUAAUGAUAAUUAUAGCAAUAUUAUUAAUGAGUUCAACUAUUAUUGAAGCAGUCUAAGGUCUAACUGGUUAUGGGGAUACUAAUGAAGCUAGUUAUAUAUUUAAUUCCUUCUUGAUUUAUUCUAGAAUUUUGAUUUAGUUUAUUAUAAUUUUUGUCUCAGUUGCUAUUGUUUUUAAAAAAACAUUAAUCUUUUCAAUAGACUCAGCCACUUUAGUUAACGUUAUUUAUCAUUACUGUCUACCAUUUGUCAUUGUAAAUUAUGGCCUCUAUUCUAUCUUUAAAAAGACUGAAAUCGAUUUGAUCGGUAGUGCUUUUAUUAUUUCCAUUUACAAUUGGGAUAGUGUGCCUCCUCCAAUUAUUCUCUCUUAUUCAGUCUGCAUAAUUAACACAAUUGGAGUUUUGAUUUCUAUUAGCAUGAGCUCUAAAUUUAAUAACGGAGUUUCAAGCACAACCAAAAAUUAAUUGCUAUUUAUAAUUUCCUAUAUUUUUUACGUUUUGCAUAGCUUUUUGUAUUUUUACAUGCAAGAAAAGGCUCGUCGUAUUAGUUUCUCUACAAAAAACAGAAUCAAAUACGAAGAAAACGAAGUGGAUCAUGUCUUAGCCAAUUUGCUUCCACCUUUUGUUAGAACAAGAUUUAAUUCAUCUGGUAAUGCAAGCAUAGAAGAAGACUAAGGAGAAGUUGCAAUCCUUUUCUUGGAUAUCUGUGAUUUCGAUAGUAUCCUCAACGAAGAGUAGACUAAAUUAAUUAAAUGGAUAGACAAUUUAUAUAGAUAAUUUGAUAAAAUAUGCGUUGAGUAUGGAGUACAAAAAAUCGAAACUGUAGGAAAAAUUUAUAUGGCUUGUGCUGGUUUGAAACUGACUAAAGAAGAAAAAUUAAGACAAUAAAAAAUGCUUCUUACUGAGAAUGAAACAGAAAGACUCGUUUUGGCAGCUCAGGAAAUGCAAAUCAAAGCCAAAUAGUAUUUUUGGGGAAAUAAUUAACAAACUGAUGUAAAAAUCGGAAUACAUUAUGGAAAAGUUAUUGCAGGUGUUAUAGGAGCUCACAAACCAUAAUUUAGUUUAAUUGGAGAUACAGUAAAUACUGCUAGUAGAGUAUGCUCUAAGUGCAAAGAAAAACGUAUUUCUCUUUCAUAUGAAGCUCACCGUCGUCUAGGAAAGACUGAAUGGCUCUUUUUAGAAAAGGAAGUUGAAGCUAAAGGAAAAGGAAUAUUAAAAAUUUUUAGUCUUGCAGAGAACAUAAGAAAUACAAUUAUCAAAGUUAAUAAUGAUGCACUGAAUAGUAAGAAAAACUCGCUAAACAAUAAAUAGCUGUUUUCUAAAAAUAGCGAAGGAUUCCACUCUAAAAAUAAUUUGAAUAAUGUUUCUAUGCAUUCUCAAAAUUUAUCAGCAUAAAGUGGGUCUUUGAGGAGUUUUAGAAACUCUUUAGAUAAUGGAAUUCAGCAAUAAGCUAGUUCUAAUUAGUAAAUAUAAUACACCUAACCUAAUAAUUAAUUAAGUAACAUUUCAAGGAAGAGUGCUGUUUAGAGGAAUGCUUCUAAAAAAAAUAAAACAUUUGUCAGUUCUACAGAUUUGAAUAAUGAACUUGGCGAGUUAGUUGCUAAUGACGAAGUCAAUUCUUCUUUUUAACAGGCUAAGAAUUAAAACAACGAGAGUGGUAAAUUUUAAAUAGGAAGCAACAAUAGUGCAAACUCCAACCAAGCCAAAAGAAAACUGAGAUAUUCAAGGACUAUGUUGAUUCAGCCAAGAAAUUCCCUUUAAAAUACUCUUGCAAUUCAAAAAUUAGAUACUUUGGAAAUAUUUGAUGAAGAAAUUGAACCAGAAACUAAGAAAUUCGAAGAAAGAGAAAGACAUACCUUAGCUAGGAAAGACACGAUAGUUUUAACUAAUUAAAAAAGGCAAGAUAAAGAAUAAGGGUAAUACUCAUCAGAGCCUUUACUUCAAGUGUCUCAAUAUCUUUUGAGAUAUCUUAAUGGCAGGAACGAUGAUAUUGUAAAAAAAUUCGAACUCGGUACUUCGACAGACUCUACUCAAUAAUUUGGACUUAAGAGCCAUUUCUUUUAGUUUAGUAUUCAUUUAUUAGUUAUCAUUGUGGUAUUUUUGAACCUAGAAUUGCUGAGCACACAAGCAUAAAUUCUGUUACUAAUUUUAAAGGCUAUCGAAUGUGGUGUGGCCUUAUUUGCCAUAAUUUUUAUCCCUAAACUAGCUUCUAGAGUAUUAACACAUAAAAUUGUCUUGCAUCUUUAUGCGAUGUUUAGUCAUAUAAAUUCAAUCGUCCUAUCAAGAUAAUUUUUAUCCAACUAAGGUAUAUUGGGAAUCAUAUUUAUUGAGCAUUUGAUAGUGCUAAAUAUGAUUUAGGAAUUUUCAUUCAUCCACUUUAACUAAACUUUCCUUCAUGCUUCGGUGAUUAUUGGGUUAUGGUUGGCUAAUUUUUAUGAUACAGGAUCGUAUGAAGAUAUGGUAAAAAUAUGCAUCUUAGUUAUCUUUGAAAUUUAUAAGUGCUAUGUUAGGUGGGACGUUAAAAUAGAAAACUUUAACAAUUUAAUUGCUCACGAAAUCAAAAAAUCUGAAAAGGACAAUCUACUAAAAUAUUUAGUACCUAAGCAUAUAUUAACUUAGUUCUUACAAAACAAGAAGUAAUAUAAGGAAAUAUCCGAGUCUCUAGAAAAAGUCACACUAUUAUUUGCAGAUAUAGCUGGAUUUACAAGCUAUUCGAGCAACAAAUAGCCAUCAGAAGUAGUUAAAAUGUUGAGAAACUUAUUUACUUCAUUUGAUUAGCUUUGUUUAAAGCACAAAGUUUAUAAAGUAUACACCAUUGGAGACUGCUAUGUUGUCAUUGGUAUUGUCGAUAAGUAGAACAGAUAAUACCAAGAAGAGUGCAAGAAUGUUAUUUAAAUGGGAUUCUCAAUGAUUCAAGUUAUUGAGAACAUUAAAAGAGAGCACGAAGAUUUCAAAAGCGUUAAUAUGAGAAUAGGAAUACACUUGGGAGAAAAAGUUUUAGGAGGUAUUAUUGGUACAAACAUCGUAAGAUAUGACAUUUUUGGAAAAGAUGUUGUUAUUGCAAAUAAAAUGGAAUCUAAUGGGUAACUAGGAAGGAUAAACAUAAGCGAAGACACAAAGAAGUUUUUGGAAAAUCAUUACCCUAAUGAGUACAGGUAUGAAGAAAAUAAAGAAGUAGAACUUACAAAUUUCAAAUAGGAAAAUAACUAAACACUAAAAGUAAAAAGCUAUUUUAUAGAGCAAGGAGAUUUUAUUAAUAAAACUUAAACCGAAGAUGAUUAAUGA